ACUAUGGACGACGAGUACGACUACGAAUCAUUAGGCAGUAACACAACCAUGGCACAUAACGCUCUUGCAGGUGCUCUUGCUGGUAUAGCCGAGCAUUGUGCUAUGUAUCCUGUCGACAGCAUCAAGACCAGAAUGCAGGUCAUCCAAAGUUCCAAGCCAGUCGCUCUCGUCAGUCCACUCUCAGCAACAGCAACAGCAACAGCAACAGCAACAAUAACAGCAACCACAAUAUCCAAUCCACUACAGAUCCCAGCCAGCACAAUAAGAUCCACCCACAGCAAUCUGUGGCGAGGUGUCACUUCAGUCGUGAUGGGUGCUGGGCCUGCACACGCCUUACAUUUUGGUACCUACGAGUUUUGUAAAGAUUUUCUCGGUGCCAAUAAAGACGGUCACCAACCUCUCGCCUCUGCUGCUGCUGGUGCAUGUGCUACACUUGCUCACGACGCACUCAUGAAUCCAUUUGAUGUAAUUAAACAGAGAAUGCAACUCAAGGAUUCUGUGUACCGAACGGUUAGAGAAUGUGCUCGUCAAGUGUACACUAAAGAGGGCGCAAUUGCCUUUUACGUCUCACUCCCGACCACGUUGACCAUGUCGAUUCCUUUCCAAUCCAUCCAAUUCGCGACCUACGAGUAUUUCCGAAAGACGCUCAACCCAAGUGGUGAAUACGAUCCAAAGACACAUGUCAUCGCAGGCGGUUUGGCAGGUGCCUUUGCAUCUUCGAUAACUACACCUCUUGACGUCAUAAAGACCCUUCUUCAGACCCGUGGAAGCCAUCACGACCCAUACAUUCGCAACACAAAGGGCCUUGUGGAAGCUGCAUUGAUUAUCAAGGAACGCUUUGGGUUAAAAGGAUUCUUUAGAGGUUUCAGACCACGAGUAUUGACACACAUGCCCAGCGCUGCCAUCAGCUGGAGUGUAUACGAGUAUUUCAAGUGGAUUCUCAACGCACGUUUGUCGAACUAGUAGAAGCCUUUAUAUAUAUAUAUAUAUAAAGAAAAACAACAGCAAAACAAGCGAGCGAACAGAAGAAAGAUAUAUAUAUAUACAACAAUACUCUAUUGGCUUGGCUAAUUUUAUUCAUGUCACCGGCAAUGUUCUUCUUCACUACAAGUCUCAACCGGAAUCUCUCUUCUGUAUCAUGUCCUUGACCGUCAAAUCUUCACAAAUAUUUUUUUCUUCUUCUCUACCUUGUACCCUUAACAUUUCCUCCCCCCUCUCUCUCUCACACACACACACACACAUCUUACCAAUCUUUCCUAUCCUAUCCCCUCACGUUUUUGUCCCCCAAUUGUAAAGUAUGUUCUGCUGGUGCUGCUUUGUAUAUAAUCCAUAUAAAAUUGAUUUUAGAGUGUACGCCAAAGAAAAGAAGAAUAUAUAAUAGGGGGUUUCAUUAUCUGUUUUAGAUUUUAUUUUAUUUUUUCUGAGCUUUAAGCUCUAACCAAUAAUAAUGAAUAUAAAAAUAUAUUACUGAACCCCCCUCAUGUUAGCUAAUUUAAUGUAUAAAGUCUUUUAAAAAAUCACUUUUUUUUGUUUAUUAUUCUAGAUGUAUUUACUGUUUACAUAAAGCUACUGAUGGGCUAAAAUUUAUGAAAAGUCUUUGAAUAAGCAUAUUUAAGACAUAUUAAAUAAUAUAAUGUACUACUUCUAUCAAAAUAGACAGAAAAUAUGAGUAAAGUAAUGCUUUUUGUUAUUUGUAAUAUUUGAAUAAAAAUGCAAAGUCAAAAAUAAAAUAAAAUCUUAAAAUUAUCAAGCC
Phycomyces blakesleeanus NRRL 1555(-) is the source of this 1753-nucleotide messenger RNA. RefSeq lists its product as hypothetical. The record is from RefSeq and is a predicted model, not a curated record. Gene Ontology annotation, cellular component: mitochondrial membrane. NCBI's taxonomy places the organism in Eukaryota, Fungi, Mucoromycota, Mucoromycetes, Mucorales, Phycomycetaceae. Gene Ontology annotation, molecular function: ferrous iron transmembrane transporter activity. The transcript has 3 exons. Gene Ontology annotation, biological process: iron import into the mitochondrion. Bases 4 to 963 code for a protein of 319 amino acids.